Molecule: messenger RNA, 6381 nt
Organism: Lasiodiplodia theobromae
Lineage: Eukaryota; Fungi; Ascomycota; Dothideomycetes; Botryosphaeriales; Botryosphaeriaceae
Product: Nonribosomal peptide synthase
Exons: 2
Coding region: 1-6381 (2126 amino acids)
Biological process (GO): amino acid activation for nonribosomal peptide biosynthetic process; secondary metabolite biosynthetic process
Cellular component (GO): cytoplasm
Molecular function (GO): phosphopantetheine binding; catalytic activity
Source: RefSeq, a predicted model, not a curated record
AUGGAGCAGCCACGGAUGGACAGCCCUAUAGACGCAGGCCCACUGCUCAACGGGGAUGGCCAGCAGUGCUUCGCUGCGUUCGAGGGUCCAUUGCCAUCUCCUGAAGCACUGGCCUCGGACUGCACCAAGGCCGAUGUCUUGCUUCUGGCAUGGGUGCUUGUGCUUUCCCGAUACGUCGAUAUCAGUGAUAUCGAGUUCACGUGGGGAUACAGUAUCAAUGAUGGAGCAGCUGUUGAAACAGCCUUGUCGGCAGCAGAUCUCUCAUUCAAGCCCGACGACUCGAUAGGAAGCUUGCUUGAAGCUGUAAAGUCAGCACGGCAACGGACGCUUCCUGACACUGAAAGUGUUUGUGCAACUGGAGAAACACUGUUCUUUACGAACAGCAAAGAUUGGACCUUGAAAAUCAAAAUCACUACCCAAGACGGCACACCGGGACUUCAAGCAACAUGGCGCACCCUCUUCAUGACCUCGUACAUGGCCAACCGCCACCUCGAAUCCGCCCUCACCAUCCUCAGCACCCUCACUACCCCCACCAUCCUCAAAACUCCCAUUUCCGCCACUCUCCAGCCCACCCCCUCCGACCUCACCCAAAUCUGGCACUGGAACGCCUCCCUCCCCCCCACCAUCCCCGCCCCCAUCCACACCCUCAUCACCUCCCGCGCCUCCACGCACCCGCACACCCUCGCCAUCGACGCCUGGGACGGCCGCUGGACCUACGCUGAGGUAGAUUCCCUUUCUACCCAACUCGCAAAGCACCUCCGCGCCCUCGGCCUCGGCGCCAAUUGUAUCGCGCCCCUCUGCUUCGAGAAGUCACGCUGGACGGUGAUCGCCGUCCUCGCCGUGAUGAAGACGGGCGCCGCGUUUACCCUCACGGAUCCCACGCAACCGCUCGCGCGGCUGCAGACGAUUGCCGAGACGGUUGACGCGCGGUACGUCCUCACGUCGGCAAGGCAUGCGGGGUUGGGGGAGGCGAUGGCGCCUGGCGCGGUCGUGGUGCCUGUCUGCGCCGAGACGUUCGAAGGGGAGAACGGGCUGUUGAGCGCGGAGUUGCCCGCGCAGGUGCCGCUGGAUGCGCUGAUGUACGUCAUCUUCACAUCCGGCAGCACGGGCAAGCCGAAGGGCGUGAUGCUGUCGCACGGCGCGUACGGCUCUGGCACGUUGCCGCGGGCUGCGGCGGUCGGGUACGACGAGAUUUCCCGCGUGCUGGAUUUCGCGUCGUACGCGUUUGAUGUGGCGAUUGACAGUAUGCUCGCGACGCUGUCGCAUGGCGGGUGCUUGUGCAUUCCGUCGGAUGCGGAGAGGCUGAAUGACCUGUCGGGCUUCAUUCGCCGCGCGAAGGUUACGAUGGCGAAUCUGACGCCCAGCGUGGCGAGGAUUCUGGACGCGGAUAUCGUGCCCGGGUUGCGGAGUCUAGGCGUGGGCGGGGAGGCGGUGACGGCGAGCGAUGUGGCGGUUUGGGGGAAGACUACGAGGGUUGUGAAUGGGUAUGGGCCGAGUGAGGUCGGGGUGGGGUGCACGACGAACCACAGCGCGGCGACGGGGAGGCCGUAUGUGAGUAUUGGGCCCGGCACUGGUGGUGUCAUGUGGAUUGUUGAUCGGGAGGAUCACGAGAAGCUGGUGCCGGUGGGGGCGGUGGGAGAGCUGCUGGUUGAGGGCCCCUGUGUCGGCGAGGGGUACAUGGGCGACCCGGAGAAGACGGCUGCGGCCUUCAUUGUGGAUCCGCCGUGGUUGACUGCUGGGUUUGGGGACGUCGAGGGCAGGACGGGCCGCGUGUACAAGACUGGCGACCUCGUCAAGUACGACCCUGAUGGCUCCGGGUACCUCGUUUUCGUUGGACGCAAGGAUACUCAAGUCAAGUUGAGAGGCCAGCGCGUAGAGUUGGGAGAGGUCGAGUACCACUUGCGAGCUCAGCUCCCGGCGAGAGUGCGUGUUGCGGCUGAAGUCAUCAAGCCAGAGGGCCCGGGCAAGCAGCCGAUGCUGGUUGCAUUCAUCUCAGACCCAGAGACCGAGACCACCAAGGAUCGCGAUGCUCCGGUGGAACGGAUUCCAUUCUCCGCCGAAGUGGCAGCCAUCAUGUCGGAGAUGGACGACAGACUCAAGGUUGUGCUUCCGAAGUACAUGGUUCCGGCAGCAUACAUCCCCAUCAACCACAUGCCCGCCCUCGUCUCCGGGAAGACUGACCGGAAGGUUCUCCGUCAGGUAGGCGCCACCAUGGUCUUACAAGAUCUGGACAAGUCCAGCACAUCCGUGGGUGAGGUCCAGGAGCCAACCACUCCCGCGGAGACGAGUCUGCGGAAGACGUGGAGCCGCAUCUUCAACCUCCCAGAGGCCGAGAUUGGCAUCAACCACAGCUUCUUCGCUCUAGGCGGAGACUCGGUCCUGGCGAUGAAACUGGCAGCCGCAGCUCGCGAGGACGGACUGACGCUCAACGUCGCCGACAUCUUCAGCAACCCCAAGCUCUCCGCCAUGGCCAGCGUCGCCAAAGAAACCACUCCAACCACCACCAAGCAGGACGACGUCGCCCCCUUCUCCCUGAUAGAUCCCGCCUGGAAUGCCACCGCCGCGCGCACCGAAGCCGCCGAACUGUGCGGCGUCGACGCCUCCGCCAUCGAAGACAUCUACCCCUGCACGCCGCUGCAAGAAGUCCUGAUGGCCUUCACCGCGCGCUCGACCAAGAGCUUCGUCGCCCAGCGCAUCGCCGAGAUUCCCUCGUCCUCCCCCUCCGCCGACGCGACCAUUACCCGCCUCGUCUCCGCCUGGGACGCCGCCGCGGCAACCAGCCCCAUCCUCCGCACGCGCGUCGUCCAGUUCCGCGACCACGGGCUACUGCAAGUCGUCGUGCGCGAGCCGAUCGCCUGGCACACGAGCGCAUCUUCUCUAUCAGCCUACAUCGCUGCCGAGCAAGCCGCGCCGAUGGGCCUGGGCACCCCGCUGUCGCGCUGGGCCCUGGUCCGCGAUGACGAGCAGGAGGAAAGCAAGCACUACUUCGUCUGGACCAUCCACCACGCCCUCUACGACGGCUUCUCGACGCCGCUGCUGCUCGAGCGCGUCGCGCGCGCCUGGCGCGGCGAGGAGACGCACCGCCCGUCGCAGAUGAAGCACUUCGUCGCGCACCUGACCCACGGCAUCUCGAAGCCCGCGGCGCAGGACUACUGGCGCCGCGCGCUAUCCGGCGCGACAGGCCCGCAGUUCCCGGCGCUGCCGUCGCGCAGCUACCUGCCCGCGCCAGACGCACUCGUCGAGCGCUUCAUCCCGCUCCACCGUCCCUCGUCCUCCACCUCGACCAUCAUGCCCAGCACCCUCAUCCGCGCCGCCUGGGCACUCGUCGCGGCGCAGCACGCAGGUGGCGAUGGCGACGUCGUCUUCGGCGAGACGAUGAGCGGGCGCGCGAGCGUGCCGAUUGCCGGCGCCGAGCAGCUCGAGGGCCCGCUCAUCGCGACGGUCCCGGUGCGCGUGCGCGUCGAGCGCGGGGCGCCGGUGCAGGAGUGGCUGCUGCGGGUGCAGGAGGAGGGGUUCGCGCGGAUGGCGUACGAGCAUGUGGGCAUGCAGCACAUACGCCGCGUGAGUCCGGACGCGCAGAUUGCGUGUGAGGUGAAGGUUGGGCUGGUGAUUCAGCCGGGGGAGAUUGAGGAGAAGGGAGAGGAGGAUGGAGACGAUGUGCCGCCGAAGUUUCGGGGCACGGAUGCGGCGAGGGAGGCGCUGCAUUUUAAUUCGUAUCCGCUCAUGUUGGUGUGUUCGUUGCGGAGGGACGGGUUUUUGGUCAUGGCGAGUUUCGAUUCCGGGCUCGUUGCUGUGCCGCUGAUGGAGAGGGUGCUGGCGCAGUUUGAGACGGCGGUUCAGCAGCUGGCGAAGGAGGAGCCCGUAUCGGUGGGUGACAUCAGCUUGCUGACGGAGCAGGACCGCGAGCAGAUCUGGCAGUGGAACAGGACACCGCCUGCUGGCGUUGACCAGGCUACGCCUCGCCUUGUUGCCGGGCACGUCACUGCGGGUGAUCCGUAUCCUUCGGUUGUUGUUCCGUGGAUCGUGGAUCCGGCGAAUGCGGAGAGGCUGAUGCCGAUUGGCACUGUUGGUGAGCUUGUCGUCGAGGGGCCGUUGGCUUCGGUCGACUUCAUCCAAGAUCCCACCUGGCUUAUUCAGGGCAGCUCUUCUGUUCCUGGCCGUCCAGGUCAGGUGCACAGGACUGGCGAUUUGGUCAAGUACAGCGCCGACGGCGCUAUCCUCUUCGUGGCCAAGAAAGAGUCUCAGACCAAGCUGCAAGGCCGUGCCAUUGACCUCGCUGAGGUUGAUCGCUAUCUGGAAAGUCUGCUUCCCGAGUCUACCUGGAUUGCCUCUCACAUCAUCACUCCUGAAAAAGCCCAGGAGCCGGUUCUUGUGGCAUUUGUGGAGGCUCGGGCUCAGGAUGAUAGCGUCAACUUGGUCAAGCUGGAGUUGACCGAAGACGAACUCCCUGCUUUUGUUGCUACCAGUCUGCCUGCAAACCUGGCAGAGCGCCUGCUCGGACUCAACAAAGCGCUGUCAGACCUUCUCCCUCCUUACAUGAUUCCCGGGGCGUAUAUCCCAUUGAAGGAGAUGCCCCUGAAGCCUGGAGAGGUCGACAGGGCGCAGCUGGAUGCCAUCAGCUCUCACCUGUCUCAAGACGCCAUCCUCAAGCUCCGAACAGCCUUCACCCAACUCAGAGCCAAGGGCAUCGACAGCAAGCCCUGGACCACCAAAGAACGCAAGCUCCAAAAGCUGUGGGCGCAAUUCCUCGGCAUCGACCCCUCCAAUAUCGACCGGGACGACAGCUUCUUCCGCCUCGGCGGCGACUCCAUCCUCGCCAUGCGCCUCGUCUCCGCCGCUCGACAAGUCGGCUUCAAGCUCUCAGUCGCCGACGUCUUCCGCCGCAUGCGCCUCUCCGACAUGGCGGCCGCGCUGGAAGAGACCGACGUCGCCCCCGUUGAGGCCAAGACAUUCGCUCCCUUCUCCGCUCUCGAUGACAUCGAAGACAUCGACGCCUUCCUCGCGCAAGACAUCCAACCCGCCCUCGCCGACCCGUCGUGGAAGAUCGCCGACGUCCUCCCCGUCACUGACGCGCAGGCCCGCGACAUCGCGGCCACAAUCGACCCCGCGUGCCGUAGCGCCGUGCAGUACACGAUGCUCUACCUACCACAAACCAUCGACCGCGCCCGCCUGCUCGCCUGCUGCCAGCAGCUCGUUGACCACCACGAGAUCCUGCGGACCAUUUUCGUGCAGCACGGCAACCGCUUCCUGCAAGUCAUCCUGGAGUCUCUGGCCACGCCGGUCGUCGAGUUCGACGCACCUGAGGAAGAGAACAACAUCGAGGCCUACGCAAACAAGCUCUUCGCCGCCGACCUCGACAGCGCGGCAGACCUCGCCCUCGGCGCCCCCUUCCUCAAGCUCUUCUACAUCGCCGGCGCCCAAGAGAACUGCCUCGCCCUCCGCCUCUCCCACGCACAGUACGACGGCGUCUCCCUGCCCGAGCUGAUCCGGCAAGUCGAACUGCUGUACGCCGCUUCCUCCUCCUCCUCCUCUUCUGCCCCAACCUCGGUCUCCGAAAUCAUCCCCGCAACCCCGCCCUUCUCAACCUACAUCCACGCCCUCGCCGCCUCCACCCGCACCCACCACGCCGCCGCCCUCGCGCACUGGCGCGCCGCCCUCGCCGGCUCGCAGCUGACGCCAACACAUCCCGCGCUGUCGUCAGCCACCAGCAAGACGGCCCGGUCCGCGUUCACGCAGCGCGCCGUCGACGUCUCUGCGCGCCCGGCCGACGUCACGCCCGCGACGCUGCUGGCCACCGCAUGGGCGCUCGUGCUGGCGCAGAGGCAUGGGGUGCGCGACGUCGUGUUCGGCGGCGUCGGGACGGGCAGGGGUGUGGAGGUUGACGGGCUGGGCGAUGCGGCGGGCGUGGUCGGGCCGUGUUAUGGGUUCGUGCCUAUCCGCGUGCGUUUUUCUGCCUCUUCGGACGACGAAGAAGCAGGAGAAGCAGAAACGGCGGCAGCGGUGCUGCGGCGCGUGCAGGAUGAGCGGGCGCGGGGCGUGGCGUUUGAGCGGGUGGGUUUCGCGGAGCUGGUCGAGGAGUGCGGGCUGCGCGAGGGGUGGGGAGGAGAAGGAAGGGAGUGGUUCGAGAGCAUCGUGCAUCAUCAGGACGUCGACGACUUUGAUGAGAUGCCCUUUGCGGGCGGCACGGCGCGGGUCGAGAUUGCGAAUCCGCACCCUGAGCGCGCGUGGCCCGUUAGGGUGGUGAGUUUUGUGCGCGGGGGGAAGUUCUGGUAUGGGAUUCAGGCGGAUGAGGGGAAGAUGGAUGUCGCGGAGGAGUUGUUGGGUGAGGUUUGUGGGGCGGUAGAGAGGUUGUUGGCGAGGCCGGAUGAGCCGCUGUUUUGA